Messenger RNA from Aptenodytes forsteri (emperor penguin), 1575 nucleotides. It is a transcript of the gene TMEM266, whose product is annotated as transmembrane protein 266. The coding region runs from base 1 to 1575 and encodes 524 amino acids. Gene Ontology annotation, cellular component: plasma membrane. The record is from RefSeq and is a predicted model, not a curated record. Lineage: Eukaryota; Metazoa; Chordata; Aves; Sphenisciformes; Spheniscidae. Gene Ontology annotation, molecular function: voltage-gated channel activity; monoatomic ion channel activity. The transcript is spliced from 10 exons. Gene Ontology annotation, biological process: monoatomic ion transport; transmembrane transport.
AUGACCAAUCCUCAGCCUACAAUAGAAGGUGGUGUUUCAGAAGUUGAGAUAAUUUCACAACAAGUGGAAGAAGAGACCAAAAGCAUUGCUCCUGUACAGCUUGUUAAUUUUGCUUAUCGAGAUCUACCUUUAGCUGCACUUGAUCUGUCUGUGGCUGGGUCCCAGCUUUUGUCAAAUUUGGAUGAGGAGUACCAAAGAGAAGGAUCUAACUGGCUAAAACCAUGCUGUGGGAGACGAGCAGCUGUGUGGCAGGUAUUUUUGCUCAGUGCAAGCCUCAACAGUUUCCUGGUAGCCUGUGUAGUAUUGGUGGUGAUUCUUCUGACUCUGGAACUCCUAAUAGAUAUAAAGCUUCUCCAGUUUUCAAGUGCUUCACAGUUUGCAGGAAUAAUUCACUGGAUCAGCCUAGUCAUCCUGUCUGUUUUCUUUUCAGAGACUAUUUUGAGGAUUGUGGUCCUUGGCAUAUGGGAUUACAUUGAAAACAAAAUAGAGGUGUUUGAUGGUGCUGUCAUAAUCUUGUCCUUGGCACCAAUGGUGGCCUCAACAGUGGCUAAUGGCCCCAGCAGCCCAUGGGAUGCUAUCAGCCUUAUUAUCACACUACGAAUAUGGAGAGUGAAGAGGAUCAUUGAUGCUUAUGUCCUUCCAGUGAAAGUGGAGAUGGAGAUGAUGAUUCAGCAAUAUGAGAAGGCAAAGGUUAUUCAAGAUGAACAGCUGGAAAGACUAACCCAGAUCUGCCAAGAACAAGGGUUUGAAAUCAGGCAGCUGAGGGCCCACCUUGCUCAGCAGGAUUUGGAUCUGGCUGCAGAGAGAGAGGCUGCGCUGCAGGUCCCACAUGUACUGAACAAACAGAGCAGCAACAGGUACAAGGUGGUAGCAACUGAAGAUUCGGAUGAUGAAGUCACCGAGAACAUCACUGAGCUGCGACCUCCACGAGAGGAUGACAUGAAUAAUUACAUCAGUCGAUACCGCAGUGAGCCUAGCAGUGACAGCGGCGUCCCUGAGGCAGCAAUCUGUGUGGUCACCACCGCCGCCAUCGACGUCCAUCGCCCCAACAUCUCUUCUGACCUCUUCACAGUGGAGGUGCCGAUGCCGCUGGGAAGCACGGGGAUGUCUGCCAGCAUCACGUCGGGCAGCGCCUCACGCUCGACCGUCAGCUCGGGCACCCAGGCCUGCAGCGAGAGCAGCCAGGCGCUCGGCUCCUCCCCGGACUGCAGCACGGCCUGCGAGGAUGCUGCGGAGGCUGGCACCGGCCCGCAGGCUGACAUUGCGCCCACUGGGCAGCGGGUGGCCCACGCCGUGGUGCAGGAGCUGCUGUCGUCCCUGUCGGAAGAGGCCUGCCUGGCGCAGAAGGGGCUGGAUCCUGUCAACCUGAAGCUGCCCAGCCCAGCGGGCUCAGUGGGGGCCAGCCCCGCUCUGGGCCACCAGCUGAGCAUCUACAACCGCAGGAACCAGGACAGCCUCGACGUCUUCCAGCUCAAGCCACUCAUCGACUGCCCCCAGGGUGCCCCGAUGAUUGAUGACAAGUAUGGGGCGCUGGGGCCCCCGGAGCCACGGCUGGGCAGGGUUCCCGAGGCAUAG